Molecule: messenger RNA, 1104 nt
Organism: Lotus japonicus
Lineage: Eukaryota; Viridiplantae; Streptophyta; Magnoliopsida; Fabales; Fabaceae
Product: epsin-3-like
Exons: 4
Coding region: 102-947 (281 amino acids)
Biological process (GO): endocytosis
Cellular component (GO): plasma membrane; clathrin vesicle coat; endosome
Molecular function (GO): clathrin binding; phospholipid binding
Source: RefSeq, a predicted model, not a curated record
UGUCUUCCUCUAUUUCUCUCCCUCGACCGUGUGUCUUUUAGUUUUUACAAGUGUGGCUGAUAUCAAUUAUUCUCAAAAUUCUUCUAAAGAAGACAGAAAAUAUGAGCUCUCCUCUCAUCCAUGAAAUCAAAGGGCAAACUUUUCGAUUCUUGAAGGAGAAGAUUAAAACUGCAAGGCUAGUUCUGACAGAUGUAACCCCAGUUCAACUAAUGACUGAAGAAGCCACAAGCGAGAAUCCAUGGCCACCAGACACAAGUACCAUGAGAAUAAUAUCGCAUGCUGCCUUUGAAGUUGAUGAAUACGAGAGAAUUGUGCAUAUUUUACAUCACAGGUUGUCCAAAUUUGAUAAAGGGUCUUGGAGAGCCUCGUAUAAGACACUAAUUUUAUUGGAACAUGUUCUAACUCAUGGACCAAAAAGAGUGUUUGAGGAGUUUCAAUGUGAUCAUAUAAAUGUUAUUGAAGAGAUUGGAAAACUUCAAUAUGUUGAUGAGAAAGGGGUCAACUGGGGUUUGUGUGUAAGAACAUUAUCACAGAGAAUGCUAAAGCUCUUAGGAAACAAGGAUUUUCUCAAAGAAGAAAGAGAAAGAGCACGUAAUCUUUCACAUGCGAUACAAGGUUUUGGAAGUUUUAGCCAAGGAAGCUCAAGCUCAGCAAUAAAUGAAAGGUUACAUGACACUUCUUCUAAGAAAUAUGGGAGAUGUAAGUCUGACUAUGGUGAUCAUCACCAUCAUGAACAAUAUGAUGAUUUCACAAGCUUAGAAAAGAAACUCGUUUCAGAGGAUGGAAAUAAAAGAAUGGCGAAGCAACAUGUUUUCGGAAACGAGAACUUCAAGCUACUAAAGCAAGAAAAUGACUCGAAUUCAGGAAUCAGGAGAAGACAUAGAAGAACAAUAGCACUUGACCAAGAGAACCAGCUGACAACAAUAUCCCUGCUUUCUGUGAAAUGAGAAGUUACAAGAAAUUACAUAGUAUAAUUAUUAGAAGAAGAGAACUGAAUUGCUUAUUCAGGUGCUGUGUUAGUUGUGAGGGGUUGUUAUAUUUUGUUUAAAGUUUCAUUUGCUACUCAGUUAACUGAAGUCACCAAUUAGUACCGUGAAUACUCAA